Molecule: messenger RNA, 1725 nt
Organism: Seminavis robusta
Lineage: Eukaryota; Bacillariophyta; Bacillariophyceae; Naviculales; Naviculaceae
Source: the annotation of a GenBank genome assembly
AUGGUGUCCACCCGUCGCAAGCGCCGUAGCUCCGAUGAAGACGAUGAUGAGACCCAACUUCUAGAUCCUCAAGAAGCCGAAGCGGCGCUACAAGCAGCCGAGUCCACUCGCCUAGCCAAGGCCAAGCGCAAAAAAGUGGAAGCCUUUCAACGCAACCACCCACCAUUCGAAAUUAUUGCUUCAGAAGUGGUGAAUCUAAUCCUUUCAUUCUUGGCCGACCCAAUGCAAGUCUAUAGUUUAUCCAAAUGCUCCAAAUUCAUUCGGGAUGCCAUCACACCAGAGGUUGUCAUUCGCUCCAGCGUCUUUGCGGGUGGAAAGUCCAGGGCCGUCAUUGGUGACGUCAUGACACUGGUGCAGAUGGGAGUAAUCCACGUCCCAUCCACCUUUCGUCUCCUUCGCAUUGUACAAGCCAAGCGCUGUGAACGAGGAGAGCUGUGCCAUCACUACAAUCUCGUGACUCGCAAAGCCGAAAGCAUUUCGAAAACAAAAAUCCGUCCACUCGGCAUAGCUCUGUGCCAGGACUGCACAUUUGGCCUCACCACGAAGUGUUUUCAUUCGAGAGACGAUACUUUAUGUGCCAACGGCAAAGCCUUUUACAACUUGCCAAACCAGGAUAUCGUAGAAGCGGCUACGGGAGAGCAGGUUGGUCCUUGGCUCUUGGCUCACAAAGCGAAACAAGUCCUCUGUUCCUACACGAGCGAUGAGGACAAGAAGGACGCCUUCGUCAAGAUGGAAGAGGAAUUUCUCCAGAGUGUCCAGAACGACUACCGAGAAUCGAUCAUUGCAAUUCACACCAAGGCUGAAGAAGAGUAUGAGGGGUUCCAAACAGCCAAGAAGGAACUCGAGCGUCAGAAGCGAGAGCAAAAGACUGAGUCUCGGGCUGCAAAGAAGAAAGCAAGCGUUCAAGCUGUGUUGGAGAAAUUGCAUGAAGCACUAGAAGGGUAUGAAAAUCCUUCGAAGCAGCUGAUGCUCGAAGGGACGUUUGAUGACAACGGGAUUUUCACUCUGCUUAUGGGCCCGUCCGUGGCAAUCUUAGGCGACCUGCUUGCGGCUCCGAGCAGCGCAUCCGCGAAGAAGAUCGCGGCGGCCUGUGACAGAGCAAAGCUGGUGUACACGCAAUUGUCGGCCAACAACUUCCUUUCUCCUCGCGAACAGCUCAUUCCGCGCUGUCCGUCCCGCAACCUUCGAGCGGUCGUGGGUUUGCGACGCUAUAUCCAAAAAAAUAUGUCGGAGGACUACCUCCGAAAUAGUUGGCCUUGGGAUCGCCAUUUCUACGAGCCGUUCGUCGACUGCCUAGUAGAAAAAGGGAAUAUGUCCCAAGCUGUAUUUUUCGGCAUUGAUUACGCAUACAAACGGAAAGAGGCCUUCGUCGACUACGUUGUGAAAGACGAGACCCCUCUCGCGUUCCAAGGCAAGUGUCGAAAGCUUGCAAAUGCAAUCUUCAAAGCUGAUGCUUGUCGCGACUAUGACGAGUAUUGCCAGCACUUUGACACGAGCUUUCGUGACUACAAGCUACUGAAGAACAACUUCACAGACUAUCUCCAAAACCCGGCGACUUCGGAAUUUCUGGCUGGUGACAACUUGAACCGUGCGUUUACGCGUGAAAAGGCCGUGGAUACCGCCGUGUACCGGGAGAACAUGAUCAACCUGUUGCGAACGCGCCGUUUCGAUGAUUUGCUCAAUCAUCACCGCCGUUGUUUCCGUUUGGGGUAUGCAUAUGCCUAA